Naegleria gruberi is the source of this 600-nucleotide messenger RNA. RefSeq names its product non-SMC element 1. Bases 1 to 600 code for a protein of 199 amino acids. Lineage: Eukaryota; Heterolobosea; Eutetramitea; Acrasida; Naegleriidae. Gene Ontology annotation, molecular function: ubiquitin-protein transferase activity. Gene Ontology annotation, biological process: double-strand break repair via homologous recombination; DNA damage tolerance. Gene Ontology annotation, cellular component: nucleus; Smc5-Smc6 complex. The record is from RefSeq and is a predicted model, not a curated record. The transcript has a single exon.
AUGGAAAGAAUGACAGAGGUUCAUCGUCACAUUCUUCAAAUGAUGAUGGCACACAAAUUUAUGGCUGAAGAUGAAUUGACUCGAAAAUUAGAAGAUUUUAAGAAUAAUUUUCAAUAUGAAACUCUGGUGCAAAAUAACAGUGAAGAACGAUUUGAUAUUGAUCUUUCCGAGUUUAUCACAACAAUUAAUUCUGCACUAAAUUUUAUGGAUAUGAAAAUAGUUAGAGAACAACAUCCAAAGACAAAGAAAAUAUUAUAUACAUUAAUUAAUCAAACGGAGGAUGAAAUUUCAAAGCUUGCAACACGUUAUUCUAUUGAUGAACUGGAAUUAUUUAAAAGUAUUUGUGAAGCAAUAGCUAAUGAUAAUGAUGAAAUUCUAACAAUUGUUGUGGCAACAAGUAAACGUCCAAAAGCACUUUCAGUGGAGGCUGCAGAACAAGCUAUCAGAUUAUUUAUAGAGGAAGGCUGGUUAGAAAAUUUACCAGGUCAAGGAUUGAAAUUUGGAUUUAGAUCACAAACUGAUUUGGCCAACUAUAUUUCUGAAUUACAGACUCUGGAAGAAGAAGAAGAACCACAAGGAGAAGAGGAAGAAGAAGAAUAA